UUUCGUGCGAGAAAGAGGACAGCACAUGCUGCAACACAAGAGAGCCGCCAAGUGGUUCUUGGCGUUCACGUUAAUGACUUGCAUUGUGAUGUUUCUACUGUACAGCGAAUUCCGAGAAACAGAGAGCAAAUACUUAAACUAUUGGAAGACUGAAAACAGAUUUGAGGCAUUAAAAUACGCACGUGUGGAGAGCGCAAAGCAGACAGCAAUAACUGGCGAACAACCGCAGCCCUAUCUCCCAAGAAAACGUAAGGCCGACUGGAAAACAACGUGGUUCCAGGAAAAUCUAGUUUUUAGAAAUCAAGUUCUAAGAAAACCUUCUCAAAACUCUCGUCGCCAAUACAAGGUACUAAAGUUUACAAAAAAGAAAGGAACAAGAACCAAGAUCCAAGAAAAAAUAACAGACACGAGACUUGAUGAUUUUGAUUUGAAACUCGAGGGUUAUGGAGUUAAAAGAAGUUUGUAUUCUUCUUGCGGUGGUCAAUGGCUACACCGUUACACCCGUCUUCAAAAUCGCAUCAUCUCAGGUCGAGAGAAGAAGCGAUACUUGGUAUAUAGCUGUCCUGGGGAGGGUCAUGGCUGCUUCGGGUACGGAAAUCGUAUUCGUGCUGUAAUAGCGCUGUUCUAUCUCGCAGUUCUCACCGAUCGAGCGUUUCUCAUUGACUGGACUACACCGGAGCCCCUGGAAAAACACCUAAUGCCAAGAGGGUUGCAAUGGAAUUACACAAAGCCGCUUGAAUGUCGCGAAAACGAGACUCAAGGAAUACGAAGGCAUUACUGGGGAACUCAUAAACUAGCGGAGAAACAAAAGAACGGUUGGCACAUUGAACACAGCGAGGGAUUUACGAAAUGGUUCACUCGUACUGAUUUCGACAAAUAUUUCGAGUUCCCCGUCGAAGCGGUAAACACCAUAUGGUAUUUUGCCGAAAAAAAUAUACCUAAAAAUAAAUACCUCAUGAAAAGAGCUAGGGAACUAGGAGUGAAGCCAUUGAUACAGCCUGAUGUGACGUAUGCCUCUCUUUUCGGCUGUGCGUUCCAUUUUCUUUUCAAGAAAUCUCCAAUCAUAGAACACUACACACAGAAAAUGGCGGGAAAAAUGCGAAGCACAGGGUACCCGGUUAUAGGCAUGCAUAUUAGGACUGGCGACACUGCGUUUACCGCGAACCAAUCAGUUCCAAAUAACAAAGGUGUCUUGGGCUUUUUAAAGUGUGCGGAGAGGUUCGAAAGGAAUCUUGGGCCAAAAGUGUUUGGGAAAACGAAAUUGUUUCUAGCGACUGAUAGCGGCUUUGUUCGAGAGUUUGCUAAACAGCGAUACCAAGCGAAAGUUCUAUCAACCAACUUAACCAUUGAACACUUAGAUAAAACUAUAGCAAAGAAACUGAGCAAAAAGCAUGUCGCAAACCAUAAGGCAAGCGCGGCAACGAGUUACAAAUUGCGUGCAAUGGUAGUUGCAACACGAGGGCAACUGUCAUCAAAGUCAAGUAUGAAUUGUACAAAAAGUAAGACAAAGUCCCCGGUGCAUGCUUCCAUUCAGACUAUAUCCGGGGUCUCAGAAGGCAUUGUCUCAAUGCUCGUCGACCAGUUUCUGCUCGCAGAAUGUGACUACCUCAUCAUCUGCGACAGCAGUUUCAGCUAUUCAGCGGUUGCUAUGAGCAUGCGCAAUAAAAGUGCGUUUGCAUUUGGUGACGAAGAUUGUUCAAGCUUUGAACAGAUGAACUCCAAAACAAAGCUGAAGAAUUUUUACUGAGUGAAUAUGUUAACAGAAUUCGUUUUGAAGUUGUAUAAGUACUGAAAUAUUUUACACAGUCUUUGUUACAGGGUCCAGGGAAGCAUCGUCCUUCUUUUUUCAGGGAGAAUACAAUAGUUCAUAGUAAGAAUCAGAUUGUAGUUAGAGCUUAAAUGUAUAGUGCUAUUUUGGCAAGCGGUUGCGCAAGCUCAUGAUUACCAGUGAAAAGGAACUAAAAAAACAAACAAGAUAAAUGUUA
Nematostella vectensis (starlet sea anemone) is the source of this 1985-nucleotide messenger RNA. RefSeq lists its product as uncharacterized. The coding region runs from base 26 to 1747 and encodes 573 amino acids. Gene Ontology annotation, biological process: protein N-linked glycosylation. The record is from RefSeq and is a predicted model, not a curated record. NCBI's taxonomy places the organism in Eukaryota, Metazoa, Cnidaria, Anthozoa, Actiniaria, Edwardsiidae. The transcript has 2 exons. Gene Ontology annotation, molecular function: alpha-(1->6)-fucosyltransferase activity.